AACAUAGAAUAGUAAUUAAAAACCGUGUGUUCGGAGACGUCCCCCUUACGGCCCAACCGGUUCACGGCAUAGAAGAAGCAAAGAUUCGGGAGGUUCAUGUCUGAUUCAUUAGUCAUGAUCUAUUGUAGCAGGUCGAAGACUGCGUAUGCCUUUUGGUUUCUAUGUCUUCCUCUUUCUCCCUCUCUCAUUUGUCUUCCUCUCUUCUCUUCCCCUCACGUUCCCUCUCCUCCAUCACGACAUGCAAGCUUAUUAGCGGCAAGGCUUGUAUCGUUUAAAACCAGAACAGGCAAAAAAAAAAAAAAACAGGAGGGGAUAUCUCCAAUAUGGGAAGGAGGCCGCGCCAUGCCCCCUCGCCGGCGCAGGUUACGCAGCCAGGCUGGAUUCUCUCUCCUCUUUCUUUCUUAACAAAAAAAACUUUAACUUUUUGGGCGCAAAUAGCAGACAGGCUCGUCCCCCGAGGGGAGCAGAAGCUGGAUAUCUCGGCGGGUUUUCCCAUCGUUCUCUGACGGAUAAGUCCGCUUC
Messenger RNA from Colletotrichum navitas, 522 nucleotides. RefSeq lists its product as uncharacterized. NCBI's taxonomy places the organism in Eukaryota, Fungi, Ascomycota, Sordariomycetes, Glomerellales, Glomerellaceae. The record is from RefSeq and is a predicted model, not a curated record. The coding region runs from base 97 to 405 and encodes 102 amino acids. The transcript has a single exon.